AUGGCUUCUCUGAUCUUGACUAAUGGAAAUAAGCUGGAACUUACUAAGUUUCACAUAGAAUGCAAUACUGAGUGGGUCUUAAACGAAAUCACCUUGCAUCAAACUUAUUAUAACAAUUCUCAAGAAAUAAGUGAAGGGUCUUAUAUUUAUCCUGUAGUCUCUGACUCAAUUGUCUCAAAAUUGAUAAUCAAGUGCGGAGAAAGCGUAAUUGAAGCUCUUGUAUAUGAAAAAGAAGAAGCUAUAGAAAAAUAUAAUGAUGCUAUUGCUGCUGGAAACAAAGCUUACUUAGGAAAGCUUACAGAAGAAUCAUCUGAUAUGAUGGAAUUUCAUCUUGGCAAUUUAUUACCCCAAAGUGAGGUAAAAGUAGAAAUCACUUAUGUCACCCAAAGCGAAUUCAUGAGUGAAACCAAUAAUUAUAGAGUUUAUAUUCCGCAUGUACUUAUACCUCGCUAUUCGCCGUCAGGGUCAAGCAUAACUCAAGAAAUGUCAGUUUCAACUCUCAACUGGACAGGAACGGUCAGUAUCAGAACUCCAAAUAUCCUUACCUCAAUUACUUCCAAUGUUUCAAACUUCGAUAUAUCGGUUCAAAAUGACUACUGGAAGACCCUUAACUUUAGUAUCCUAAAUCAUUAUGAUGAUCUUUGCAUUUACUAUCAAUACAGGGCAUCAGAUGAUCCAUUUAUCGUUUUCCAGCAAGACCCAAGAAAUCAAAAAUACGCUUUUCACCUUUCAUUUACCCCACAAAAAAAUGACACUGACAGCCCAGUCUGGGAACCUAAAGGAGAAUUUAUUAUUCUUUUAGAUAGAAGUGGAUCGAUGGAAGGAGGAAGCAUCAAACUAGCUAGAGAAGCAGUGUAUUUAUUUAUAAAAUCUCUUCCGGAAGACUCUUAUUUCAAUGUUGUUAGCUUUGGUAGCUCGUUUAAUAAGCUUUUCCAACAAAGUGUUAGAUAUGAGCAAGAUAAAAUUGAAUUCGCCUGCAACACAGUAAAAACUUUUGAUGCAGAUAUGGGAGGAACAGAAAUAUUAGAACCUAUUAAAUCGAUUUUGUCAGAGCCUAAUAGAAGUGAAUAUUUGCGCUAUGUUUUUAUUUUAACUGAUGGAGAGGUAGGAAAUGCAGCUGAAAUAAUAAAUUAUAUUAAAAACCAGAAAACCCCUUCCCAAAUCAGCACUAUAGGCAUAGGAGCUGGAGUUUCUACUUAUUUAAUAAAUGAAGUUGCGAAAGUAGGCCAUGGAUCUGUUCAUCAUAUUUUAAAUUCUUCAGAAAUUAAAUCAGGGGUCAUUUCUUCGCUCAAAAAAUCUUUACUGCCAGGCAUAAGCAAUAUUGAAAUUGCUAAUCCCCACGAAUUCGAGCUUGUUGGCCAUAAAAAUCCUUUUAGCUCAUUCUAUGGAAGUAAAAUAAGCUACUCAGGGAUAUUAAAGCAGGGAAGUACACCUGAGAAAAUAUCAGUGAAAUAUACAGAUGAUGCAUCAAAGAAUGACCAUUUAAUUGAUUUUUCUAUUAAUUAUGAAGGAAUGUUGAAAAGCUCUGCAGCUUUAGUAACAGCAGUUAAAAAUUAUUUUAACGACUGCGAAAAGAAUGAAAUUAUUGAAAAAUCAAAGAACUACCAAGUCUUAAGCAAGUAUACUGCAUUUUUGGGUGUUGAAAAGGUGAAAAAUCCAAAUCUAAAAAAUUAUAAUUCUGAUGAGGAAGAAUGUGAGGAAGAUUCUGAUGAGGACGAAUGUGAGGAAGAUUGUGGCGCGGAGAUAAACGAAGCACUAUGCGAAUGCUUAUGUGCGCAAGAGGAUUAUGAGUUAAAUGAGGAGUAUGAGAGUUUGGGCAUUGAAGAAGUAAAAAAUAUGGCUUCUGCACGGGCAUUUGAUUAUAGUGCAAGGGAAAUAGAUAUUUAUGAAGAAAUUAAGCCUGAACUUAAAUCGAAGAGUGCAAGUAAAGUGGAAUAUGUUGAAAGCUUAAUUGGUUAUCAAUUCGCAGAUGGUCAUUGGGAAUUUUCAAGAGAAUUAGAAUUGUUAAUAAACUACUUCCUUGGAAAUCAAGAAAUUAGAGAUAAAGCAGCACCUUCUAUGACUUUAUUGGUAGUUGGCAUACUGAUAGAGAAGUGCAGAGAGCAUGAAGAAAUUUGGGAUUUAAUAGUAAAUAAAGCCAAGAGAUGGCUGAAGAAAAAUGGAGUUCAAGAAAGGAGCUUGCAUGACUUAGGCUAUUAA
Blepharisma stoltei is the source of this 2199-nucleotide messenger RNA. The record is from the annotation of a GenBank genome assembly. NCBI's taxonomy places the organism in Eukaryota, Ciliophora, Heterotrichea, Heterotrichida, Blepharismidae.